This is a messenger RNA of Prorocentrum cordatum, 557 nucleotides long. Lineage: Eukaryota; Dinophyceae; Prorocentrales; Prorocentraceae. The record is from the annotation of a GenBank genome assembly.
GAGGUGUACGUCUUCGCGGCCCAGACCGAGUACCACGUCUUCGGAAGCGUGGAGGCGGCAUCUGGCGUCUUCCGUCUGGGCCUGGAGAGGCACGGGGACAGGGAGCCAUCCCUGCUGGCGGCGUACGUGAAUUUCCUUGUAGGCGCCAACGACCUUCGCUCUGCGCGCGCGGAGUUGUCGCGUGGCGUGCUGGGCCGACUGCAGGCUGGUGUGAGGGACCAGCUGUCCAACCGCGUCAACCCUCUGGUGAGGGAGAGCCUCGCCUUCCUCUGGCAGAAGUGGGCGCGGCUGGAGCGCUACUUCGGCGACGCAGGGGCCCUCCGCCGCGCGGCCGCCUUCCGGGACGAGGAGUACCGGAACAUGCAGCGCGACCAGGACGUCGAGGAGGAGAGCAUCGCAGAGGUUCCGAUGGCGCUGGGAUUGGCCACAACGAUGACGGAGGUCGAGGAGGGCUUCCGCUUCCAGCACCUCGUCCCGCGGGCGUCCGGGCUGCCGCGGUCCGGCGAGGCGCCUGCUCCGCUGGCGGCGGGGGCGGCCGGCGCAGCUCCGGCAGAGGC